GGGCAGCGAGCAGGGGGCGGGCGGCUGCCGCGGGUCCUCUUCCUGCUCCUUAGGGGUGCCGGCCGCCAUGGGCUCCCGCCUGUCCCUGGAUGGCUCCGUGCGGGUGGUGGUGGUCGGCGGUGGCUUCGGAGGCAUAGCGGCCGCCAGCCUGCUCAAAUCCUGGGGCAUCCCGUUCGUGUUGGUGGACAUGAAGGAUGCUUUCCAUCACAACGUGGCUGCCCUUCGUGCCGCCGUGGAGAGCGGCUUUGCCAAGAAGACAUUCAUCUCCUAUUCUGUUACCUUUGGGGACAGCUUCCGACAAGGCAAGGUGGUUGGUGUAGACCCUGAGAGGCAACAAGUUUUGCUGAGUGAUGGUGAGGAGCUUCACUACUCCCACCUCAUUCUUGCAACAGGCAGCAAUGGGCCAUUCCCUGGGAAGUUCAAUGAAGUCAUUGACAUGGAAGGUGCCAUCCAGACCUAUGAAGACAUAGUUAAGGAGAUUGAGAAAUCAGAGCGUGUCCUGGUAGUGGGAGGUGGUGCUGCUGGGGUCGAGAUGGCUGCAGAGAUCAAAACAGAGUACCCAGCCAAAGAGGUCACCCUGGUUCACUCAAAAGUUGCACUAGCUGACGCGGAGCUGCUCGAUAGCGUCCGUCAGGAGGUGAAAGAGAUUCUCCUCAGAAAAGGAGUGCACCUCUUACUAGGUGAAAAGGUCGACAGUGUGGAGAGCCUCACGCCCAACCAGUUCCAGAAGGACACAGUAGUAAGGACAGAAAAGGGCACAGAGGUGGUUGUGGACAUGGUGGUCUUGUGCACAGGGAUAAAGAUUAACUCUUCAGCAUAUGCCACUGCAUUUGGGGACAAGAUGGCAAGGAAUGGUGCUUUGAAAGUUAACAAGCACCUCCAGCUGGAAGGCUACGAGAACAUCUAUGUCAUUGGGGACUGUGCGGAUGUGAAGGAACCAAAGAUGGCCUACCAUGCUGGGCUCCAUGCCAACGUUGUGGUGACAAACAUCUACAACAGCCUGGCAAAUAAGUGUCUUAAAACCUAUGAACCAGGGUCACUCACAUUCCUGCUCUCAAUGGGCAGGAAUGAUGGCGUAGGCCAGCUGAAUGGUUACUAUGUGGGACGCCUCUUGGUGACCAUUGCAAAGAGCCGGGACCUCUUUGUUUACAAGAGCUGGAAGACCAUGGGGCAGAGAAUGCCCUCUUAAGAGGGCAUCAGUACCAAACCAGCAAGGAACACAGCAACUGGAAGAGGGUGAGGGUGCACUUUUCUUGCUUGGACAGACUGCAACCGUCUCCUGCAGCACUGCCUAAAGCCACCUGUCAGCGUGCUGCACUCAAGGGGUGCUCUGCUUCACUCUAAUGGGGAAGGAGACACUCUCCCAGUGAAGUGCACAGAAGCUGUCAUGAUAAAAGGCAGGGAAGGAAUGUUUGAGUUCCCUGCUGAGGUAGCUCUGAGCAAGAACCUCUGUUUACCUUGAUUACCUUAACAGUAAAUAUUGCCCUUUCCCAAAUCUCUGUGGUUUGUUUGUUAUGUGGCUUUUGCCCUGGUUUUCCCUACUCUGCUAGAAAGUACCUGCCUCUUCCAGAUCUGGAAUCUGCUCUGCAGAGUGCAGGCAGAGGGGCUUACAGCAUUACCUCGGUAGGGAAAGCCUGCCUGAAGCCUUCACCAGGCUCUGGUAAUCCUGGAACUCCACAGAAUACAAUGCAGCUUUGUGCCAACAUCUCCACAGCAGCUUCAAUCAUGUCACCUAUAGCACUAUACUUCAACCAGAAGAGCUGGUUAGUUGUGUGCUAAGUAUGAGAUACCAAGCUCUUAAUUACAGAUGCUGCUGGUUUGAUUUUUAA
This is a messenger RNA of Dryobates pubescens (Downy woodpecker), 1829 nucleotides long. It is a transcript of the gene AIFM2, whose product is annotated as apoptosis inducing factor mitochondria associated 2. Gene Ontology annotation, biological process: apoptotic mitochondrial changes; positive regulation of apoptotic process. The transcript is spliced from 8 exons. Gene Ontology annotation, cellular component: mitochondrion; cytoplasm. Lineage: Eukaryota; Metazoa; Chordata; Aves; Piciformes; Picidae. The coding region runs from base 68 to 1189 and encodes 373 amino acids. Gene Ontology annotation, molecular function: flavin adenine dinucleotide binding; electron-transferring-flavoprotein dehydrogenase activity. The record is from RefSeq and is a predicted model, not a curated record.